Saccoglossus kowalevskii is the source of this 2258-nucleotide messenger RNA. RefSeq names its product AP-5 complex subunit mu-1-like. NCBI's taxonomy places the organism in Eukaryota, Metazoa, Hemichordata, Enteropneusta, Harrimaniidae. The record is from RefSeq and is a predicted model, not a curated record. Gene Ontology annotation, biological process: endosomal transport. Gene Ontology annotation, cellular component: AP-type membrane coat adaptor complex; lysosome; cytosol.
AUUGCAUUCAAGUUUGUUACCACGAUGAUCAGGCGUUUGUCGUAAAAUGUACCGGUGCACUGGUUUGAGAUGAGUAUUCGUGCUAUCUGGGUUUCCACUCUGCCAGAUAGUGGUAGCGAUAACGUUCUUUAUUCGAGGAAAUUCAUAACAGUGGAAAAAAGAGCCAAAAUAUUUGCUGAAUCAGCCGAUAAUUAUGUCAAAUUGCCAGAGGAUUCAGUGUUUUAUUCUGCAUUAGUUUCUGCGCUUGGUUUGAAAAGUGAAAGCUCACAGUUUUCAAAAUCUGAUGUAAUCCAAAGCACACCAGUAUUUGAGCUUUCAACACGUGAAGGAAAGCUAUGGCCUGUGAUUGUCAUCGAACAGCAUCCACUCAUAUUGUGUUGCCUCCCACUUGUUGAAAACGGAAGCAUAGCAAGGCCACCACUCAUUGAAAUUCCUGGAAUAUCCAUUGGAUUUUCUUUGCUUUUGCAUAUAGCGGAACUUCUUGGUCCAUCACAACAAAAAAUUGACCAGAAUUCUUCCAAGCUGCAUGAUCUACGUACCUAUCUACACUAUGCCCUUCCAUUUGGUACACCAAUCAAUCUGAAUGUAUCUACAGUAAUGGCGGCUGUCAGCUCUAAAGCUUCACAUCAAACUCUGACACAAAAGCAACCAGCAUGGAAGCCAGUAUUGCUGCGAGGGGUAAAAUCUCAUAUUUAUUUUCAUAUACAUGAGUUUAUUCGUGCAGUCCAGUAUGACCGUUCAACCGUUCCUGAUGUAUGGGAUGUCUACGGUCGUGUCAGUUGUAAAGCAGAAUUGGAGGGUGUUGCGCCAGAUAUUACAGUCAAUUUAUCUGUUUUACCAAACCAUCCACCGAUAAGUAACCUUAUAGUUCAUCCAUGUGUCAUGGUUGCUGAUACACAUUCAACAGAUGGCGUAUUCAACAAUGGAAGUGACCAACCGAUAACCAGACGUAUAAGAUUCUCUCCACCAGUUGAAACCCAUUUAUUAUGUCACUACUCUUCCUUAUCGUUGACAAAAUUGCCAAUUCAGGGAUUCUAUCAAAUGAGAGGCGAUCAGAAAUCUGUCAAAAUUUUAGUACAACUCAAACUCCACGAGAAGGUUAAAAACAGUUUUGAUUACUGUGAAGUUCAAUUUCCGUUUUACAACAGAGGCAGUAUUUUGAAUUAUGAUGCUGCAUCCUCAGUUGGGACUAUUGUUGUUGGUCCAGAUAAACGCCGACUAGUCUGGAAUGUUGGACAGCGAUUUCCAAGUAGGAAUCUAGAAGCUGAAUUGAAAGCCACUGUGAACUUUGAUGAGUACAGUCCAUCACAAACACCUGGUGUUUAUGAAGACCCAUUCUGUGUAGAACUUAAUGCAUAUGCACAAAUAUUAUUCAAGAUUUCUGAUUACACACAUAGUGGGUGUAUAAUAGACCAGAAGUCCAUGCAGAUUCACCCCAGUGUGAAAGCCAGAAUCACAACAGUGAGAGAAUUAAUGAGUGCAGAUUAUAAAAUAUGGAAUUCACAUGGUGACUGUCAAAUGGCUUUCCAGCCUCCUGCGUAUCUGUAAAUCACAGUGAAUGCAUCAGUGUGUAUAUUAUGUUUGGGAUGCUAUUUUAUAUUUGUAUAUUACUGUAAAAUACUUUAUUUUCGCUUAGAAAUAUUUUUCGCUAUUUUGCUGAAGGAAUGAUUCAUUGAAAAAUAAAGUCCAGCGAUUAUCCCUUUUUCCCUAUAUUUUACAUUCAACUCGCCAAAAAUCAGCGAAAAUAAAUUCCAUACAAAACACCUAAAAAACCUUUUCACCAAAAAUAAAUUCCACCUAAAAUAAAGUAUUCUACAGUACAUAUGUGGAUACUAUUAUUCUUACUUUUGUUGUUGUGGAACCCUCAUUCUAAUCACUGUAUUGACAACAACUCUGACGAAAGAUGACUGGAGAAUGUCAGGAGAUUGAAAACCCAUAAUUUUUUCAGCAAUUUACAACUACAAUUUACAUCUGCUGAUUGUAUGCAAAUUUAUAAUGAUUGCAUUUUAGUAAAGAUUUCCUAGUUAGAUUCAAAGGCAGAGAAGAAAAAGUGUAAGUCUCCUGCGAAUAAACUCAAUCACUGCAAUGUAACAAUGAUCGUGAAUAAGCCUCCCUUUGUUAUCUUCUGUAAUCAGUCUUUCUGUAUUUAUAUAUAUAUAUAUAUACUUUUACAAAUUAGUAGGGUAGCACCCUGAAUUUGAAUAGCCAUGCAUCUAUAAUUCUGCCCACAGUGCUUUGUAUCUCUACACCAGAGUGAA